Sorghum bicolor (sorghum) is the source of this 848-nucleotide messenger RNA. RefSeq names its product pectinesterase inhibitor 28. Lineage: Eukaryota; Viridiplantae; Streptophyta; Magnoliopsida; Poales; Poaceae. The transcript has a single exon. The coding region runs from base 129 to 704 and encodes 191 amino acids. The record is from RefSeq and is a predicted model, not a curated record. Gene Ontology annotation, molecular function: enzyme inhibitor activity.
UCUAGAUCAUACCAAAUGAAACCAGAUCUUCUUGGCCGAGGCCGGCCGGUCGAUAAAGCAUCCAUCUAUCACACACAAAUGACUCGCGGAGACAGGGGAAGCAAGACACACUCACACAGACCACCACCAUGGCCGCCUCAGCCUCAACUCCCACGCUCUCUGCUACCCUCGUCGUCUUCGUGUCCGUCGUCAUCGCCGUCGGGGCGACCACGGCGCUGGACCAAGUGUGUGGCGGCCUGGGCGGCUACUACGUGACGCCGGAGCUCUGCGUGUCCGCGCUCUGCCCGGACCCGUCGCCGUCGUCGCCGUGCCGCGCCGCGCGCGACGCGCCCGCGGUGGCGGCGGUGGCGGCCAGGCUCGCGGCGGCCAACGCCACCGCGGCCAGGGACAGCGUCCAGGCCGCGCUCUCGUUCUAUGCCGCCGCCGCGGGGGACGACGACGCGGCGGCGGGGAAGAAGGCGGCCUUGCGGUCGUGCCUGCAGCUCUACGGCGGCGUCGUGCAGGCGCUGCAGUGGGCGGCGGGGUCCGUGGCCGCGGGGCGGUUCCCCGGCGCGAGGGAGGUGAUGCAGGCGGCGCAGUACGUGCCUGCCGGGUGCGACGGCAUGGUGGGCGGCGGCGUGGCGCUGCCCUCGGAGAACGAAGGCUUCGCCACCAUGGCCUUCGUCGCGCACGCCGUUCUCGCCACCCUGUCCAAUGGCUACUGAUCGACCACGAUGGACACUACCUCUGUCUCCCUCGCCGGCGUUGUAACUGUAAUAAGGCGUUGCCGUUAUAACAAUAUAUACAACAUUUCUUUAAAAAAAACAAUAUAUACAACAGCUCUGCACGACGUCGUGUUCAUAGAUCAA